This is a messenger RNA of Orcinus orca (killer whale), 11362 nucleotides long. RefSeq names its product valosin containing protein lysine methyltransferase (gene VCPKMT). The transcript is spliced from 6 exons. Gene Ontology annotation, cellular component: cytosol; cytoplasm. Gene Ontology annotation, biological process: peptidyl-lysine methylation. Gene Ontology annotation, molecular function: protein-lysine N-methyltransferase activity. NCBI's taxonomy places the organism in Eukaryota, Metazoa, Chordata, Mammalia, Artiodactyla, Delphinidae. The record is from RefSeq and is a predicted model, not a curated record. Bases 346 to 1242 code for a protein of 298 amino acids.
AUAAUUUGUGCAAUUUAAGUUCCAUAAUCCCAAAGAAUUUAAGUGAUGUAAACUUUAGAGGGAUAACUUUUUCUUCACCGUUAAACGCAGUCACAAGCUUCUUGCAACCAUUUUUACGCAUUCUGAAGAAAAAUUAGGAGCAUGUUAGGAAUUCUCUGUAAGCAGGAUUAUAGCCAUCCUUGGUAGGAUCUUGGAAGCUGCCUUGAUUUAAGGCCAGUAAUAAAAAAAAAAAAAAAAAACAGUGUGAAUCAACCUCCAACUAGAUAAAAACACUCAGGUUGGCUUUGUCCGGAAAAGUAAUUUCAACUGCCCGUUCGUUGAGGCAGACUUGUAAUUUAGGGGAGAAUGAGGCGGUUCCGCGCGCAGGGUAAGCCUUGGCCUGCGGCUGGGCCACGCCGGUGGAACGUCGCCUUCCGGUCUUUGUGUCUUCGCGCACGCGCUAUGGCGCCAACUCCGCCUCCUGGAGGCGCCGGGCCCCUUGCAAGGCGGGGCCCGGGGCGGUCUUGUGGGUGUGACGUCACUGCGCUCGAUACUCAGUGUUGCCGGGCGGCGAUGGCGGCUCCCCUGGAGUCCUCCGGGGAGGAGCAACUGCGGAACUUUGUGCGAGUUUUGGAGAAGCGAGAUGGCACGGUGUUACGACUACAGCAGUACGGCUCCGGCGGCGUGGGUUGCGUUGUUUGGGACGCUGCCAUCGUCCUUUCUAAAUACCUGGAAACGCCCGGGUUUUCCGGCGAUGGGGCCCACGCGCUGAGCCGGCGGUCGGUGCUGGAGCUGGGCUCUGGCACCGGGGCCGUGGGGCUCAUGGCUGCUACCCUCGGGGCAGAUGUCAUAGUCACCGACCUAGAGGAAUUGCAAGACUUGCUGAAGAUGAAUAUUAAUAUGAACAAGCAUCUUGUCACUGGUUCUGUUCAAGCCAAGGUACUGAAAUGGGGGGAAGAAAUAGAAGACUUUCCUUCUCCUCCAGACUACAUCCUGAUGGCCGACUGCAUAUACUAUGAAGAGUCUUUGGAGCCACUGUUGAAAACCCUAAAAGAUCUCAGUGGAUCUGAGACUUGUAUUAUAUGUUGUUAUGAACAACGAACAAUGGGAAAAAAUCCAGAAAUCGAGAAAAAAUACUUUGAGCUUCUUCAACUAGACUUUGACUUUGAAAAAAUUCCUUUGGAAAAACAUGAUGAAGAAUAUCGAAGUGAAGAUAUUCACAUUUUAUACAUCAGAAAGAAAAAAUCGAAAUUUCCAUCGUGAAAUCUAGUCAUCUUACCCAGGCCUCUAACAACGUGGGUAAGCUAACAUUGUGAUUGGAGCAUGUGAAUACAGCAUGGGAAGAUUGUGUUCACAGAUUUUUCCAGCAUGUCCUUAGGGAUCCGAUAUAUAGACAACCACCACGGGCUGCCUGCAUUACGAAAAAUGAUUGACUGACUGCCUACCUGCCAAUGGGCCUGAAAUCCAACUUAGUUUACUUUUAGCUCGGCAUCAAGUUCUGCUUAAAAGAAACAUGUUUCAGUCACUCCUCAAAUAAAAAUAGGUACUGAGGUUAGCCUAAAAUCUGCCAAAAAUAGUGAAAGUAGCAUGGCUGACUUGGCGUAUUUUCAGGAAAGUAGAGAUAAGUUGAUCCGGUUUCUAAAGAGAGAUAUCAAUUACUAUUUAAUAAUGUUUAAAUUCAAAUCAAUAAAUUUUAGCUUGUCUUCAAGAUAAAUUUAAAAGGUUUUUAUUUUAACGUAUUUAUGCAGUGGUUUUUAUCGUUAAAUAUCUUCCACUUCAUUGCUUUUAAGAUAACUUUAAUACUUGUGUUCUUUUACUUUAAAAAAAAACAUGAAAAUACUGUUUUGUGGCCAAGUUCUGUGCUUUUCCUUCACCACACUGACUACAGUAUAAUUUACUAUGGGAGUUAGAUAGUAGAUUAUACCAUAGUCAGUUGAUAAAGAUGAAAGUAAGAUAUCAGGAGAUUGGGAGGGAGGAAAAGGUAUCUUUACAAAAUUGUUUAUUUGAGAAUGGAGUGAAAAUAAAAAGUCCGGCUUCAGGCUCUUGCGUUUAUGUGGCUCAUGCACUUUUCCUCACGUAUAGCUUCCAGGAAAAUGCGGCUAAAGUCACUGGUGUUAGCUUGUUUAUAUGAAACAGAGAAAAGUAUUUAAAUGACUACAAAUGUAGUUCUGUAUGCAUUUAUCAAAUGAUUUUGAUUCUGUGUGGUCUCUGUUUUAUGUUCUCAUGAGAAUCAUCUGUUCACAGACUGAUCUAUCAGGACUUCAGUCGCAUGGUUCCAAAGUGUAAUGGUAACCAGAUGGAAUUCUGGUACUUACAGGCAUUGGUGCUAGGUGGCACAAUGUAUAUGUUAAAAUAAACAUUGUUUUUGAGAUCCUGUGACUUUGAGAAUGUUUCAGAAAUAGCUUUUGAGAAAAUGAACAUUUAAAGACGGUGACUGGUUUCCAGAAAGAGCAAAAGCAGCCCUAGAGAAAUUAAAGAUUGACAUCAAGAGAACAGUUCUUUCCUUCAGGCUUGCUUCAAUCUUUAAUGUUUGUUCUGCUGUUUUUUUUUUUUUCCAAACUGCUCUUAGCAUUUCAUUAAGCAGUUUACUAAGCAGUUAGUGUAACCUAAGUAUAUGAUACUUUUUUAGUUACAAAUAAUACCAGGUAUUACUAGUGAAGUCUUAGAACAAACGACCACUUUCUGGCUUGUUUCAUAACAUUAUAGAACUUGGUAGAAAUUAGUUUAACAUUCACCAGCAACAGUAGUCCAUCCAGAUUCCUCAGAUACCUUUCACCCUCCUCCCAUUUUCACUGUACUUCUAAAAAGAGUCGCUGUGGGUCUUGCCUGGAGUGCCCUUGACAGUCCUGUAAUGAAAGCCCAGCUCCUUUACCUCAGACAGGUGACCAUACACCAAAACUUCCUGGAGGGGUUGGGCUGAAGUCAGCCUCUUUGCAACUUAGCCAGAAUCACACCCUCGCUUGUGUGUGCUUCCUCUUCUUUCAUGUCCUAUUCCCACUCCUUUACUUAUCACCUCCUUAAUAAGUCACUUGCAUACAUUCAUUGUCAUCUGUUUCUGGGGAACUGACCUAAUGGUACUGACUACAGAAUUAAGUAAUUUGUAACAGAAAGUCAAGUGAGUUUUAUUAGCUUAUUCUGGAAUAAGGCCAAAGCAGAGGUUAAAAGGUGCCAAUCCCCACGUUCUAGGAUCAGAGAACCACGGUGAUUAGGACCAGUAAGCACUGCAGGGCUUACUGAGGGGUGCCAGAUCAGAUAACACGUGCUAUCACUAACCACCACCCCACAGACACCUGGGGAGGCCUGGGAGAGGUCUUCUUCUGGAGAAGUGCAGUGUUGGGGAAAGGGAUUUAGUCCUUUGCGCUCUCAUGAGGGAGGGAACGGAGUGCAUCUGUACUCAGAAACCACAGGAGGGAGACCUGAGGGAGUAAUUCAAGACCCAGGAUGCCUCCAAGAAGGGGAGACCAGCACCUUCUCCACCUGGUGUGGUUUGUCUUUACUCAGCAGAUGAACACAUCUGUUUAAUCCCAGAGCGUGGGAAUGGAAUUGGAGAAGGCACUGCGGGGACUGUCAGGCAGAGAGGCGUUAGAGAUGGAUCGUGCCGGCCUGAGGACUUGCGCAGCAGCAUGGGGAGGUUAAAAGGCAGGUGAUGCAGCAGAUGAGUGAGGCGUGAUGCCACUGUCUGGGGGUCAGCCAGAAUAUAGGCAACUUUGAAAUCUCAGUGGACUGCCAGGGCCAGGAGGAACUGCUCAGUAGUGGGCCUCUGGUCUUCCAGGCGAGUGGGGGUUGCCGCUGUGCACAAUGAAACACAUAAGCUGCUUACCACAGUGCAGUGAUGGCCAAUUAGAAAGCCACCCCCCAGUAAGGCGGUGCUUCUCAAACUAGCUGUACAUGGAAAACUAAAAGCAAGCAGACCAUGUCCAGGUCCCAUCCCAGUCCAGUUAAACCAGAGGCAUGGUGUUUUUUGGUGAAGGGCUCUGGAUGGUUUUAAUGUUUAGCCUAAAUUGAGAACUACUGCAAUCGAGAAACCUCUUCUAGCAUCUGCCUCCCAAGAAGGGAGCGAAGAAAAGGAAAGAGAAGUAUAAAAACCAUCUGUGAUUAAAGUGGGUCUAUACUUUAAAGGGAGGGAAAGAGCUUUGAAUCCGAUGUGGCAUUUUCUAUGAAAUAGGUUUUAAAAUAAACAGGGCUGAGUUUUAGAAACUAAGUAUCUGAAAAUUUAGAGAAUCUGGCCGAGAGGGUAAAGGUGAUGCUACUCAAGAGUAAGGGGGGAUUCAAGAGCUGGGAAAAGAAAAUUGUUACAGGUGUAGCCUCCAGUGACUAUAUAUCAGUUAUAACUUUGAAGUCUUUUAAGGUUACAUAGCUUUAAAUCUUAACCUUCUACAGUUCAUUACCAAGGGUCCACGGAUCAUAUGUUUGGUGAAUUUGGAAGUGAAGUUAGGUUAUUUAAAAUUAUUUUAAGAAGUGUUAAUAAUCCAGAAUGACUGUUAGUACGGCUUUUUACACAGCACACCUAGUUCCCUUGUUAAAUGAUGCCACAUACAGUAUUAACUCAGACUACAGACAUUGUAUUCAUUUAAAGAAAAGUAUGGGUCAUAGAAAUAUGACUGUUGUUCCUAAGGUUCCCUGUAGAUGGCAUUGCUUGACUUUGUCUUUAAACAGUUUAUAGAUAGGAAGUUGUUAAAAUAGAAUAUUUUGAAAUGGAAUCACACUUGCAUUUUAAAGGUGAAGUAAAUUAGAUUUUAAACAAUAAAUGUACCUAUCAUGAGUUGCUUUCAGAAUAUUAUGUGGUUGUCUUAGUUCGUUUGGGCUGCUAUAACAAAAUACCAUGGACUGGGUGGCUUAUAAACAACAAAUUUAUGUAACAAAUUUAUUUCUCACAGUUCUGGGAGGCUGGGCAGUGCAAGAUCAAGUUGCCAACUUCCUCAUAGGCAGCUGUAUUAUUGUAACCUCACAGGACAGAAAGGAGAAGGAACUCCCUGGGGUCUCUUUUAUAGGGCACAAAUCCCACUUAUGAGAGCUUCACCCUCUUGACCUACUCGCCUCCCAAAUGCCCUACCUCCAAAUAACAUCACACUGAGGGACUAGGUUUCAGUAUAUGAAUGGGAGAGUGGGGGGGGGUACAAACAUUCAGGCCAUAACAAUAGUGUAAGUGAAAAGGGAUUUUUUUCUUAUAAAAUUGUAUUUGAUUUAUGUUUUUAUUGCAUCUUGAUACGCCUUUUGAAGUUUUGACUGUCAUUCAUAUAGCUUGCAUACAUUGCAAUUCAUAAACCAUUUCUCUGCUAUUGGUAUCUUCCAUGAGAGACGACAUUGCAAAGUUCUAAAAAUUAAAUUCACCUUGAAAGUACCUUUUAUAUAAUGCAUGAUCUUACAUCUGAGGUACUUGAAACUUCUAAUUAAUUUCAAUUAGUUUUUCAAACCAGUAUACCUUCUUCAUUAGAGUAGUAAGUAGCUUUUACAUCAAAAGACUGAAGCUCUGUCUUUGGCUAUAUCACAGUUCUAUAACUGAUAUUUGACUUUCAGUUUUAAUUUUUCCUCAAGGAACAUCAGGAUUUGAAAGAGUUUUUGAUUCACUGAUAAUAAACAUUUUAGAAGUGGAAUAUUCAGUUUUCAUACCGUAGAGACCUUCAGGCUAUAUUUGAAUUAGAAAAAGUUGGUGGCAACAGAAUUUUACUGAAAAUUAAUCAGGUAAUCGAAAGACAGAGUUUUCACUUUAAAUGAUUUUGGGUAGGAAAACAAAUUCUGAAAUCAUUUUCACCAGUUUGGUUAAAACUGUUAGGUGUUUGGGGUCAUUUAAGACAUUGUCUUAGGUCCUUUUGUGUUGAAGUUCUGGUAAAGAUCUAGUGAGUCCAUCAACUGUGAGAUACAUUUUAUGUAAUUCAUUAUUAAUAACAUAGUUUUCAAAUAAUAGGUUUUAAAAUAUGUUAGAGCAAAUUAUCUCUAUGAUAAUGUUUUUCUCACAAGCAUUCUGAAAACUAUCAGCACAAGCCUUGAGACCAGAUUAUCUGGAUUUAAAUCCCAAUUCCGCCAUUUACUUAGCUCUGUGACUCUGUGCCUCAGUUUCCUCCUUUGUGAGGUGAGGAUCAUAAUAAAUUGCCUCAUAGUUUGCCAUGGGGAUUAAAUUAGUUUAAUACAUGGAAUAUCUGGCACACAGUAAGCCUUCAAUAAAUGUUGUGAUUAUACUAGAGAUGGAAUUACUUUACAUUAGGGGAUGGGAAAAUGUAAUAAUACAAGUCUGUGUUGCAGUGCGAAAUCUGGGCUUUUUUUUUUUUUUUUUUUUGCGUUACGCUGGCCUCUCACUGUUGUGGCCUCUCCCAUUGUGGAACACAGGCUCCGGACGCGCAAGCUCAGCGGCCAUGACUCACGGGCCCAGCCGCUCUGCGGCAUGUGGGAUCUUCCUGGACCAGGGCACGAACCCGUGUCCCCUGCAUCGGCAGGCGGACUCUCAACCACUGCGCCAGCAGGGAAGCCCUGGGCAUCUUUUUUAGAGUAUAGAGCCCUUAUGAACAUCACUGCCUCAUCAUGGUGGGAAUGGUACCUGGGGUGGGAGGAGCCUGAGAACACUGUUGCACGGUACUGUUAGUUGAACAAGUAAGCAAUUUAGAAAGAAGGAAAAGGUAUAGUGGAAGGAAAACCUUUGUUUGCUGUUCAUUUUUAUGGUUUUAAAGCAAGUGCCAUGAGCAUUCAGAGGCCAACAAAAACAGAGGAAAUCCUCAUUUCCAAAUAACGGAGCCUGGGCUUGCUGGCUGGAGCUCCAAGAUUCCACCAUCCUGGACCCUUAGCGAAUUUUUCCUUCUGUGGUUCUUAUCUGUAUUAAACUGAGACCAGAUAAGUAGUAGAUAAGUGGCACCAGGUCAUUUUUCUGAAGUCUGGGGCUUGAUAUAUCUGCAUAAUUACUUUCGGAGUUUAGAUGUGUUCAUUCUAAAAGAGCAAGGUGACUAUGAAGUACUUGUGUAGCAGUUGCCUCCUGGAUAAACCGUCUUUUACCAUGUAAUCAGUAUAUACGAUGGGUUGCAGGAGCUUAGUUUAACUAAUCCCUCAGGCUGACUAUGUCUGUACCAACAGAUAAGAAUGAGAGUCAGAACCGUGAAUUGCAUCUGCUUCUCCGCCAGCCAGAGUAAAAUAGCACAAGUGCUUAACUGCAUUAUAUUAAACUUUCAAGAUCUUUUUGUUUGCAAUUGAUGGAAAAGAUUGUCAUGAACACUAGAUAGCUGGCCUUAAUUUUUAGAAACAUCUAUUGCUUACCUGUAAUAUACUUACUUUGGUGAAGGAUAAGUUCACACUUUAAUAUUCACAAGGUUAGAAACAAUGAUAUUUCUUCUUUGCAAAACAAAAUGAAGUCUUUUGAAAAAGAGCUGUUCUAGAUGCAGUCCUUACAGGGUUAAAUGUUGAGUACUUAGCAGAUUUCCUUCAUGUCAUUAGCUCUAAUGAAGUACCGCUGGCAGUCUGUUAAACCCUUGACGGGUCAGUGCUUUUAAAAACUCUUGAGUAAUUUUUUAAAAGUUAACUUUUAUUCCAAGUUGUUAAUCUUCUGAAGUCCUGGCAUUUAACAAUCUGAGUUCCAGGUUCCUGUGUUGGCUCAUUGGUGCUUUGGAUAAAUCAUUGCCAGAGUUAUGUGCAUAUAAUACACACAAUCCCAUGUAUCUACAUUCAGUACCUGACUUUGUUCUUUUAGGAACGUGUCCUGAAAACCUGCUUGCACUGCAUGCACAGUACAGUUGCAUAUUGGGGCGCACCAAAAUAAAUAGCACGUUUUAUCCAGAACUUAGAUGGAGAAGCUUGAUAUUUACAUUCCAAGUGAGUGUAAAGAAUAAUCUCAUGGCAUGUAAGGGACAUUGAACACAGGCCCGGUUUCUUGAAACUUAGAAACAGGAAAAACAAGUUUCACACUCCCAUAAAUAAUAAAUGUUUAACCAGAGAAUGCCUUUAGGUUUCAGUGACAUUUAUGAACAUAGGUACGAUGUACUUUUAAAAUAGCUAUCAUCUUUCUAAAUCUUGCCACAAGGAUUUAAAAAAAAAUUUUGUCGUUCAAAACUCCUUUCACUCUCCAGCAUAUCUCUGACACCCACAUUCAGUCUGUUACUCUCUGUCUGAAAUAAGUGUCUGGUUGUUAACCUUAGAUUCCAAGGAAGAGAGAACAGUGGAGGCUUAGUGUGGCUGGUAGGAACAAAAUUCCAAAUUAGCUCUGGAAGACAGCCCCAGAUCUGUUCUAAAUCCACUCACCUUCCCUUUAUGCACCCAAGCUUGAACAUUCUGUUUUUCUCCUAAGGAGAAAAUGGCUCACUUGACUACCACCGAAUCUAGCUCUAUGUCCUUGAGCAAGUUAGUUUCUCUGAAUGUUAGUGUCCCUCUCUGUAAAGUGAGAAUGACAUCUACUGGACAGCACUGUGGUGAUAGUUAAACUAGAUAAUAUAUGUGGACAGGGGUAGGGAAGAAGGCAUCUAUCUCCCCAGCAUAAGCCUCAAUUAUUUGCUCUGAGAGUUCAGACUGAUAAUCUCUUGCAAACUAGAGGUGCGAUAGAAGUCAUCCUAAGUAAACAACGCAUAGCCUGGGCCAGAAAGAACAAAAGCCUCUAUUGUCGGAAAGGCGGGAUUCCCAGUAUAGCAGCAUGCCUGUCAUUUACCUUUACUCCCACCUGACUUCUUCACCUUCUCUUUAGACUCUGCCUUCUUCACAGGAAGGGAGUAAGGAGUCACAGGGGAGAUCUUGCAAUUCUCUUGAUUCUAACUGCAAGCCGAUUGUAGGUUCCCACUCUCUGGCCCUCUAACUCUGACCCCUCUCCUAAGCUCUGGCCUCGCCUCUUCAGCUGCCUGCCUGAUAGCUUCCUCUGCUCACCCAGCCAGCAGUAUUUUUGUCCUGUCUUCCUCCCCUUCCUCUUUUUACUGCUGUCGCCUAAGGCCAGGCCUCAUUACCUCUAAUUUAUGCUCCUGUAAUGUCUCCCACUUGCAAUACCUCCCCACACACCUGUGCAAACAAUGGUGCCCCAGCACUCUCCUGACUUGGAGUUCCAAACGGUUCAACGUCCUGCUCAAAAACCUCCCCAGAGGCUGCCAGGUGAAGUAGAAACUCCCAUGCUGGGUAUUUGAUACCCGCUUCAGUGUAGCUCCUUUUGCUUCCUUCUUGCACUCUCACCAAAAACUGACUUUUCAGGAUGUACACAGUGUGCUUCAUUGCUUCUGUUAAAACAGAAGCAUGAUCUUUUUGUGUAGUGGAUAUUUGUAGCAAUGACUUCUGUCCUCCAUCAGACCUUCUCCCAACUGACUGAUGAAGACUAAAUCUCUGUCUGAGAGCCCACUGCACUGACCCCUCUGCCUGCCCCAUGACCAAGCCCAGCCAAACAGCCUCAUGUCCCCCACCACAGUGUAGGGGUGGGUGUCACGUGACCGACACUAAACCCCCCCCCCCCACGGAGCCCUCCUGGGUAAGAGGCACUUCCUCUUUUCCAGGGUAGCUAAUGCUAAGGAUAAAAGUAAGACUUGAGCUGCCCCAAAAUAAAAAUCAACACAGACGAAAUCAGAACCUAGGUGCAAAGAGAGAAAUCAGAACACUGUCCUGAUGAUUCAGUUUGAGCCUCUGAAACCAACUGUGCCUGAAGCCACCUGCACCCCUGGACUCCCAGUUGUAUAACCUAGUUAACUUUGUUCUGCUGGUUUGAGGUUGGGUUUCUCUUCCCUGCCGUGGAGCAGGUCCUAACUGGUAGGUCCUUCAAACUUUUCUGCCUUUCAAACCCUACCCCUAUCUUAUGAUCCUUCUCAACCACUACUUUUCCCAAGAAGUGAUCUGCUUUUUAAGUCUUCAUUUUGUCCAUAAUCCCAGCUAAAUCAUCCUAGCAAUUGAUUUACAAGCUUCCUAGAAUAGUGUUGGUUGCUGAUCAUACUGUGGAAAUCUUAACCUAUGAAACUACAGAAGUAAACGUCAUAAAACUACUCAGAAAGCAAAAGUGAAGAAAUAACCCAUUGUGAGAGCGGUUUAACUGUGUUACAAAAGAGCAAACCCACUGCCUUUGCACCUGGAAAAUGUUCAGGCCUCCCCCACUCCAUCCCCAUCAUGGGGUUGUUACUUAGCACUGAGAAAAUGAAUUGUUGAGAAAACGAAUUACUUCAGAGAGUGGAUUCUGGGGUAGGAGUAACCACUGUGUUUAGGGGGGCUGCCUGAAAAGUGGAGGGAGAAUUACAGCACGUAUUAAGUGAGGUCUGAGAUCCGGAAAGCAAGAGUAGGAGCAGCAGUGUCAUCUAAGAAAGGUUAAAAAACUUCCUUGCUGCUUCUCAUGGGUUACAGGGAAAGCCUACAUUUAGUGUGAAGUUUUCAUUUCUUACCUCUUUUAAUUCCCUUUAGUUACGCAGCUUUCAGGAGAGUCUCAUACCUGGGUCGAGCCUAUAUGUGGUGGCAGAAAGUGAAGAGGCCAGUGUAAGAAACAUACUUGCCCCACCUUCACCCUGCAGGGCUACCCAUAGGAAGGGAGCGGCAUCCUCUGCAUGGAGAUGGGUCUGGAAGGCCCGGCAGAGCUCACCAGCUGGACAGGGCAGAGCUGGAAGGGCCAGGGAGGGUCCCAGGGCUGCAUGGGCCACAGAGAGUGAUAUAAAAGAAAACCUCCCCUUCCCAGUAUAUGCUAGUGCAGGGCUCUGGAAUGGAGGCAAACCCUUGGGGUGCAGAUGUUACAUGCAAUAAACAUUUUACUGAACUUUAGGUGUAAUCGUCAUGAGCAGUCAAGGUAUUUGGAAAGAUGGAAGUGAACCUAAUUUUUUUUUAAAUAUCACCAGAUUUGAAACUGUCAAUACAGUUUAUACUCACAUCAUGUUAUUCCAAAUAAAUUGGUAGGGUAGUUUUUAGAAUUAACUGUGACUUCUUGUAUGGGAUACCUGAGGUCCUUAUGUUGUGACUAUACAACAUCCUAAAACCAAGUCGAGAAAAAAAAAAACUAAAGACAUGAAUUUAAGUUUCCAGAAUGAUCCCUGACUCUCAUAAGGGCUAAUUUAUGAAAGACAUAAGACAACCAUUCACUUAUUAUUCCCACAAUAGAGACCUGGGUUAAUUUUAAAGGCAGCUUUGAUGAUUGACAGAUGAUUGGCUGCAGUUGUAGCAGAAUUAAAUUACCAACCAGUAGGAAACCAGAUUAAUAUUGGCGUUGCAUAUGGGUGGGCUUGGGACUGUCAAAUUUGAUGUAAGUUCUACCUUGUGUGAUCAUGCUUAAUGUGAUCAGGGCUAACAUAAGACCCAAGCUAAUAGCUAAUAUUGCCACUUAGCAAUUCAGAGCUUUGCUUUAGAAAAAGAUCUCUGCCCAAGCCUGUGAAAUGUGAGCAGAGAGCAUGAUGGUGUGUGUGUGUGUGUGUGUGUGUGUGUGUGUGUGUGUGUGUGUGUGUGUGUCUGUGUGUGUGUGUGUCUGUGUGUG